GGGGAGGUCCGCUGCCGGAAGAAUGGAUGUUUACACAAUUACAGCUGCAGCAUCUAAUACUUACUCGCAUGAGGUCAUUUGGCAUGAUGCUCGUUCUUCCUGGUUUUGCCGGUCACGUACCUUCCUCUAUUACUCGGUUGUAUCCCAAUGCAUCUGUGCAUCAGACGAUAACAAAUGGUCAUACAUGGGGUCACUUCUCUCGUCCCUACUGCUGCACAUAUCUUCUUGACCCCGCUGACAGUCUAUUUCGAGAGAUUACUCAUGUUUAUAUGUCAGAGUUGAUACAAGAGUUUGGUACGGAUCACUUUUACAGUGUCGAUCUAUUCAAUGAACUCAGUCCAAAGUCUAGUGAUACCGAGUACUUACACGAUCUCAGUGCUGGUGUCUUUACUGCUAUGUCUUAUGUAGAUCCUGCAACUGUGUGGUAUGAUAUCGUUUAGGUAAUGAUGGAGUGGAAAUUUGGUUGUCAUGAUGAUCUCUGUAGGGUGAUGCAAGGUUGGCUCUUUCAGAAUGACGAGGAAUUCUGGCAACCGCCUCAAACGAAAUCGUUAUUGCUG
Messenger RNA from Corticium candelabrum, 557 nucleotides. RefSeq names its product alpha-N-acetylglucosaminidase-like. The coding region runs from base 27 to 440 and encodes 137 amino acids. Lineage: Eukaryota; Metazoa; Porifera; Homoscleromorpha; Homosclerophorida; Plakinidae. The record is from RefSeq and is a predicted model, not a curated record. The transcript has 4 exons.